AUGUGUCGCUUUCUCUUAUACCGGGGCAGCGACGAGAUUCUGCUCUCCAAGCUCAUUCUCGACCCGACUCAUUCAAUUCUCAAGCAGUCCUUUGAUUCUCGUUUGCGACUUGACACGAGAAGAGGCCAGAACAAUGCUGAUGGGUUCGGCAUUGGUUGGUAUACCGACCCAAAGCUCGGCGAAGCUCCCUGUUUAUUUACAUCCAUCAUUCCCGCUUGGAAUUGCACCAACCUACACCGACUGGCUACGAAGACAGCCUCCCGACUCAUAUUCGCACAUGUCCGGGCUACCACCGAGGGUUCGUUGAGCGAGGAUAAUUGCCAUCCCUUCACCCACGGCAGUCUCAUGUGGAUGCAUAAUGGCGGCCUCGGAGGUUGGAAAUACAUCAAGCGCAGACUGGGCGAGAAGCUUCACGACAAGUGGUAUCUCUCCGUCCAGGGUGGCACCGACAGUGAAUGGGCUUUUGCCCUAUUCUUGGAUCGUCUGGAGAGAUUGGGUGUUGAUCCGAGUUCGUCGCCUGCCGAAGGCUUCAGUCCCGCCACACUGCGAAAGGCGCUCCUGCAGACCAUUGAAGAGAUCAAUGAGCUUACCACAAGCAUCCCCGAAAGUCUCAUUCAGAGUGAGAACAUUGACACCAGAAGCUUGCUCAACUUUGCCGUCACCGAUGGACACAGUGUCAUAUGCACCAGAUACGUGAGCAGUAAAACAGACGAGGCCGCCAGUUUGUACUACUCGUCUGGAACACAAUGGGAGAGCAAAUCAACACCAACGCCAAACUCGUCGAGCGGUCACGAUUACCAGAUGCAGCGGCGCGACAAGGGCGCCGAUAUCGUGCUUGUCGCCAGCGAACCUCUCACUUUUGAACGAGAAAACUGGGUUAACGUACCCACCAACUCUAUACUGACGAUCCAUCACCAAUCCGUCAUGGUCCAUCCCAUCGAAGACGGCUUCCUCUCAAGAGAUCCUUACCACACGCGAUCUUCUGCUUUUGCAACCACGAAGGGUCUCACAACCAACGAAAAGUCGGCCCCCAGAGUCCCAGAGAGUGGCUUGGCCACACCGGGCCUCGAGUCUGAGCCUGAGCCUGAACUCCAGAAACGGUCUUUUGCCCCUACGAUACCGACCAAUGGUCGAAGUCGCGCCAAGACUGCCGAAGACGAUAAUCUUCUUGUUCCAGUGGUGCCGUACGCCAGAUCGCCUCUUGGAGCAGGCUCGUCACUGAGCGCAGACGGGCGACCAAGAACAAAAUCGUCUGGCGCGCGACCCGAUCUGGGCUCGAAACAAAUUAGUCAAGGCAAUAUCAAGAAGAAGCGCCGCACCUUAAUGACCGGCGAAUGGCCCCAUCCGACGGAGAUCCUCGACUCGGAGGGCCAGCAGCUCAUCAUACCCGAUAGUCCACCCUUGCGAGGUACAGAAUAUGGUAACAACGAAAAAGCCGCCAGAAUUCUAGGUUUGACCAUUUAG
Molecule: messenger RNA, 1464 nt
Organism: Pestalotiopsis fici W106-1
Lineage: Eukaryota; Fungi; Ascomycota; Sordariomycetes; Amphisphaeriales; Sporocadaceae
Exons: 4
Coding region: 1-1464 (487 amino acids)
Source: RefSeq, a predicted model, not a curated record